AUGAAAUUUGUAUUAAAGGCACUAGAUACUAGAUAUAUCUUAUCUCGUAUCGCUGUUGUGCAAUUACGUAGUACAGACAUACAUUUUCUUUGUAUUAUUUUGCUUGUUGAAACAAAUAUUUCAUCAUCAUCAUCAUCAUCAUCAUCAUCAUCAUCAUCAUCAUCAUCAUCAUCAUCAUCAUCAUCAUCAUCAUCAUCAUCAUCAUCAUCAUCAUCAUCAUCAUCAUCAUCAUCAUCAUCAUCAUCAUCAUCAUCAUCAUCAUCAUCAUCAUCAUCAUCAUCAUCAUCAUCAUCAUCAUCAUCAUCAUCAUCAUCAUCAUCAUCAUCAUCAUCAUCAUCAUCAUCAUCAUCAUCAUCAUCAUCAUCAUCAUCAUCAUCAUCAUCAUCAUCAUCAUCAUCAUCAUCAUCAUCAUCAUCAUCAUCAUCAUCAUCAUCAUCAUCAUCAUCAUCAUCAUCAUCAUCAUCAUCAUCAUCAUCAUCAUCAUCAUCAUCAUCAUCAUCAUCAUCAUCAUCAUCAUCAUCAUCAUCAUCAUCAUCAUCAUCAUCAUCAUCAUCAUCAUCAUCAUCAUCAUCAUCAUCAUCAUCAUCAUCAUCAUCAUCAUCAUCAUCAUCAUCAUCAUCAUCAUCAUCAUCAUCAUCAUCAUCAUCAUCAUCAUCAUCAUCAUCAUCAUCAUCAUCAUCAUCAUCAUCAUCAUCAUCAUCAUCAUCAUCAUCAUCAUCAUCAUCAUCAUCAUCAUCAUCAUCAUCAUCAUCAUCAUCAUCAUCAUCAUCAUCAUCAUCAUCAUCAUCAUCAUCAUCAUCAUCAUCAUCAUCAUCAUCAUCAUCAUCAUCAUCAUCAUCAUCAUCAUCAUCAUCAUCAUCAUCAUCAUCAUCAUCAUCAUCAUCAUCAUCAUCAUCAUCAUCAUCAUCAUCAUCAUCAUCAUCAUCAUCAUCAUCAUCAUCAUCAUCAUCAUCAUCAUCAUCAUCAUCAUCAUCAUCAUCAUCAUCAUCAUCAUCAUCAUCAUCAUCAUCAUCAUCAUCAUCAUCAUCAUCAUCAUCAUCAUCAUCAUCAUCAUCAUCAUCAUCAUCAUCAUCAUCAUCAUCAUCAUCAUCAUCAUCAUCAUCAUCAUCAUCAUCAUCAUCAUCAUCAUCAUCAUCAUCAUCAUCAUCAUCAUCAUCAUCAUCAUCAUCAUCAUCAUCAUCAUCAUCAUCAUCAUCAUCAUCAUCAUCAUCAUCAUCAUCAUCAUCAUCAUCAUCAUCAUCAUCAUCAUCAUCAUCAUCAUCAUCAUCAUCAUCAUCAUCAUCAUCAUCAUCAUCAUCAUCAUCAUCAUCAUCAUCAUCAUCAUCAUCAUCAUCAUCAUCAUCAUCAUCAUCAUCAUCAUCAUCAUCAUCAUCAUCAUCAUCAUCAUCAUCAUCAUCAUCAUCAUCAUCAUCAUCAUCAUCAUCAUCAUCAUCAUCAUCAUCAUCAUCAUCAUCAUCAUCAUCAUCAUCAUCAUCAUCAUCAUCAUCAUCAUCAUCAUCAUCAUCAUCAUCAUCAUCAUCAUCAUCAUCAUCAUCAUCAUCAUCAUCAUCAUCAUCAUCAUCAUCAUCAUCAUCAUCAUCAUCAUCAUCAUCAUCAUCAUCAUCAUCAUCAUCAUCAUCAUCAUCAUCAUCAUCAUCAUCAUCAUCAUCAUCAUCAUCAUCAUCAUCAUCAUCAUCAUCAUCAUCAUCAUCAUCAUCAUCAUCAUCAUCAUCAUCAUCAUCAUCAUCAUCAUCAUCAUCAUCAUCAUCAUCAUCAUCAUCAUCAUCAUCAUCAUCAUCAUCAUCAUCAUCAUCAUCAUCAUCAUCAUCAUCAUCAUCAUCAUCAUCAUCAUCAUCAUCAUCAUCAUCAUCAUCAUCAUCAUCAUCAUCAUCAUCAUCAUCAUCAUCAUCAUCAUCAUCAUCAUCAUCAUCAUCAUCAUCAUCAUCAUCAUCAUCAUCAUCAUCAUCAUCAUCAUCAUCAUCAUCAUCAUCAUCAUCAUCAUCAUCAUCAUCAUCAUCAUCAUCAUCAUCAUCAUCAUCAUCAUCAUCAUCAUCAUCAUCAUCAUCAUCAUCAUCAUCAUCAUCAUCAUCAUCAUCAUCAUCAUCAUCAUCAUCAUCAUCAUCAUCAUCAUCAUCAUCAUCAUCAUCAUCAUCAUCAUCAUCAUCAUCAUCAUCAUCAUCAUCAUCAUCAUCAUCAUCAUCAUCAUCAUCAUCAUCAUCAUCAUCAUCAUCAUCAUCAUCAUCAUCAUCAUCAUCAUCAUCAUCAUCAUCAUCAUCAUCAUCAUCAUCAUCAUCAUCAUCAUCAUCAUCAUCGUCAUCUGGAGCAGCAACAGCAGUGCCAUUUUAUUUUAAUGUUCUGAGCGUAAUAUGUCAAAAUACAUCAAUAAACUUUGAAUUUGAAUUUUUUAGAUUGUUUGCUAACUUUUUUCUUUUCUUUAAAGAUCAUUAA
Schistosoma margrebowiei is the source of this 2427-nucleotide messenger RNA. Lineage: Eukaryota; Metazoa; Platyhelminthes; Trematoda; Strigeidida; Schistosomatidae. The record is from the annotation of a GenBank genome assembly.